UGGUUUCUAAAGCAGUAGAAACGAAAUAAAUACAAGGUCUCGAACAGUUAUGAAGCGCUGCUGUGCUAUUCCCCAAGAUCCAACAAUCUCCUCAUCUUAGAAAAUCCUCCCUCUCGAUCGUGAAAAUGCAUAUUCUCACAUCCCUCAUCAUCGCCCUCAUCCCCCUCACGAUCGCAAAACCUCACCCCGUACACCAAGCUCCCAACCUCUCACCAUCCCAAUGUCCAGACCCAUCGGCCCCUAACUCCUUCACAUUCAGCUCCUUCGCGUACCUCCGGUACACAACCAGCGACAACCCGAUGCCCCCGGCCCCACAGCCCAACACAACCCAGCUCGUCUUCGUCCUCGAGAACGCGAGCACGGGCGUGAGCACGGGGUGCGCGAUCCAGAACAUGAUGGACGGCGACGGGAACUGGGCCGACGACAGCCGUGUGUGGUACCAGUGCGUGGAUCGCGCGGUGACGGGUGCGGACGGCGUCCAGCGGGCCGUGAGGACGCGCGCCCAUGUGAUCUGGGACGAGUGGCGGGUCGCUGUGAACCAGACGUGGGCUUGUGAUGAUAGUACAACGGUCAGUCAAUUUGCCGCCUUGACGCUGACGCCAACCUGCAGCGUGACUACAACAAGCUGGCAAAACAUCAAGUCAUGUGAGGCACCCGAUGUUGUCGUUUCGACAACGUCACACGAGAGCACAAUAUUGUAGGACAUUGGCACAAUGGAUUGAUAUCAGAAUUACAAAAUAGGAAAUAUGAGAUCGGCUAGAAUGCCUUGGUAUAUAUGCCUUGGCGUAGGCAGAAUGUCGUGUCAAUACCCAUCAGCUACUUUCAAAAGCUAAGUAAACACGAAUAUAACGCCGCGCCCCUGCCUAGGCGGCUCUGACCCCCCCAGAAAUGACAAUUACGCCUUGAAUAUGCUUUUUUCUGUUUCUCUGGACUAAAGCCACCAGGAACGCCUUUCAUGAGCGUCAUUAAUGCUCGCCAUGAAUGAUGCCAGACUAACAAAUGGAUGCUUCAACAAAACAAGCGACAUGCUUCCCUCUGUAUUAGAAAGUUUUGGUGGCAGAUAGGACCAUAAGCUCGAGGUAACUCUCCUAGCUCAAAAAAACGAUGAUGCGAGCAUAUAUGCGAAGCAUGUUGA
Messenger RNA from Xylaria bambusicola, 1135 nucleotides. RefSeq lists its product as uncharacterized. Bases 126 to 701 code for a protein of 191 amino acids. NCBI's taxonomy places the organism in Eukaryota, Fungi, Ascomycota, Sordariomycetes, Xylariales, Xylariaceae. The record is from RefSeq and is a predicted model, not a curated record. The transcript is spliced from 2 exons.